UUGAUGUCUAUUUAUUUAUAUUUGCUAAAUGACAAACAGUUUUAUUUUGCAUUUACUGAAAAAAAAAACUCCCCCUAAUAGUUAACAAUAGAAAUUUUGUGGAAUUCAGAUAUAUAGCAGCAGAGAGUAAAGUCUGGCUGUUCAUUCCGUGAUUUAAACUCCGACGAGAACGUUCGCGAUCAAUUGGCGGUACUUGGAUCGUGUCAGUUCAGUGAUUUAUUCAGAGAGCAUGCGGAACAUGUUAGUCGAACUAGCCAAGCGAUAACACAAUUAUUUGUAUGAAUAUUAUUAAAUAACAAAUAUACCUUAACAAUUAUUUUGUUGAUAAAGAUCAGUCAAGGUCAAACAACAAUAUAGUUUGCAAAAAAAUCAACAAUUUAUCUGUUGAAAUUCACAUUUAAGUGAAAUAAUUAAUAAAAUCAGUUAAAUGGUGGAAAAAACGUUUAUUUCGGAUGGUGUGAAGCGGCUGAAGAGUCUGCCAUGGCGUCAAUUAUUCUAUAUGUUUUAUAUAGAACCGAUUAUAUUCACGUUGAUUUUUUCGCACUUGCUUUCAGCCACUGUGAUGCGAAAUGAGAUUAUGUAUCAAACAUGCAAGGUUAUUUUCCAUUACAACGAGACAGAUUGCAAGCGGUUGGAUGACAAAGAGGCUGGCCCAGAGAUACAUGCCAUUGAAACUGAGAUACAAUCUUAUGUUGCCGAUAUGUUUCUUACUCGCACAUUAAUGGAAAGCAUUGUUCCAGCCAUAUGCGGCUUAUUCUCAGGAUCAUGGUCGGAUCAUUAUGGCAGGAAGCCUUUGCUGAUUACCUCGAUGAUUGGCUUUUCUGGUUCAUCGGUGAUAACAACCAUAAUUUGUGCUCUAUCCAGUAAAUAUGAGAUCAAUCCCUGGUGGUAUACACUCGCCGCAUUACCUCAUUCACUUUUAGGCGGCAUGUGCGUGUUUUCAGUGGCUGCAUUUUGCUUUAUUUCCGAUAUAACUGACAUAAAAACAAGGCCAUACAGAAUGAUAUUUAUGGAGAUGCUGUUCUUCAUAGCCCUUAGCAGCGGUUCCCUAUUGUCUAGCUAUGUUUAUGCUGCUACUAGUGCAGCUGUCACUCAAGGCAUCUCUGCUUCGCUUAUCACUGCGGUUACCGUCUAUAUCAUAUUCUAUUUACCCGAGAGCUUGCACAUACGUGAAGAACAAGAAGCGAGAGAAGCGGAAUUGAAAAGUGUAGCUAUUGAAUGCUCUGAUAAAAUAGAUAAUGAUGAAAAGCAAGAGAAGGCCAAAGAGAAAGAUGAGGAUGAGAAAAAAGCUUCUGAUUCGGAUGAGUUAAAACAGAAGCCAGAAAACCUCGAAGUCGAAACGGAAACAAAGAAGGCAGGUCUGUUUAGUCUUAUGCAUUUGAAGGAGAUGCUAAUAACAUGCUCGAAGCCUCGUGAAUAUAAUGCCCGUGCAAUUAUUUGGCUGGUGACAUUGGCUAUGUUUGUGACCAUGUUCGUUGGGGAUGGUGCUAUGGGUGUCAUGUAUUUGUUUGUCCGCCAAAAGUUCCAUUGGUCAAUAAGAGAGUUUACGUUCUUUGAGACUGUUAGUCAACUGGUGCCCAUGAUUGGUGCACUCGUUGGUUUUCUCAUACUGCGCAAGGUAUUUGGCUUAUCUGUGGUAGUUUUGGCGCUGUUAUCUCUUGGCUCGGAGAUAUUGAACAAUCUGGCCAAGGGUUUUGCUGACCUGCCUUGGCACAUGUAUUUAUCAAUUGCUCUGGGAGUAUUUAGAUCCAUUGGUGGUCCCAUGUGCCGCACUAUUGUUUCCAAUAUAGUGCCUGCUUCAGAUUUGGGUAAAAUAUUCUCCAUUAAAAAUGUGCUUCAAUCCUUUGCACCUUUCGUUGCUGCCCCGCUUUAUACUUUCAUUUAUCAGAACACAUUGGCCUUUUGUCCAGGCCUUUUCAAUUUUCUUAGCGCAGCGCUAUUCUUGGUGGCAUUUGCGGCCAUUGUCGGUGUUCUGCAUAUAAAACUUAAGCACAAGCAACAUUACGAGGAAUCGCUAAAGUAAUCCUAAUGAUUACAUAAAUGUAUCGACAAAAAAAAGUAUACACAAAGUCCUUCCGAUAUUAAGAAAAGUUGAACACACAUUAUUAGUGCUCAAAGCAGUGCUAAGUUUAUUAAAAAAAUCGUGAAGUGACAACAAAAUGUUUUAAUUUUCAUAUUUUUCUGCUUAAACUAUUAUUACAUUUUCAAAAUGAUUACGACGCUUCCACCAAUAUCCAUAGGUACAUUCAAUAAGCAUGACAAUCACGCUCAGUAAUAACCCAGAGCAAUACAUUUGAAACCCAAAUGUAAAAAACAAAAGAGUUAGAGGUUUCGACGAAGGUUAUUCGUACGGUGCCUGUUGAAUAAUAUUUGCCUGCUUUAACUGUUGUAAUCCCAUUCGCAUCCAUUUCUCAGUUAGUCCUGACUUUGUUGCAUCGUUAAUAAAAUCCGACAAAACCGUGGCAAGCCCCUGAUCCUGUCUUAUAGGUAGUCGUAGAAAUCGAUGUAGGGUGCACAAACGUUCAGGUUCUAAUUUUAAUUUGGGGCGCCACAAACGCUGUUGGAUGAACUCAAUUAGUGCAAAUCUGUGUGACUCCAUUAGGUAUACGUAACUAUCAUUAAGUGAGCUCAAAUGACGAUCAAGAAUUUCUUGAUUCACAGAAAACAUACGAUCCAUUAACUCUCGAGGAAUGUAUUCCAUUUUUAAGACUUCUUUCAUCUGAUCGUGGGUAACCAUGAUGCUUAUGUUAUUUGCCACAAACGAUUCAAUGUCUACAAUUUUGGGCAUAUAAAUUCCCGUUGUCAAAAUCAUAGCUAAAACGCUGCUAAAAGCAGUUGUUAUAAGUAAAUUGUAGAUGAAUGUGUUUAUCACCAGUAUCUUUUCGGUAACGCCCAUGUGACUAAAUACUCUAUGGGGAAGGGUUUGUCCCCAAAUUACUACAACUGCAGCGUAAAUCAAAUUACUUACAGAUAUAUGUGGACUUAUCAUCCGUUUGAUUAGUACCACAGCAAUAAUAUAAAAGAUCGACAACGCUUUUAGGGUCGAAUUUCUAAAUACAAAAUAAUAAUAUUCAGAUGGAGACACCGGUCGCAUGUAAGGAACGACUAGACAAUAUUUUGUGGACAUCACUUGUGGACUAUAUAGGGCCAACUCAUUGUUGGAUACCAUAUUCGCACCAAUAUCAAUGUUUUUGUCUGCAAUGAGACACUGUUUGAUGACAAAGUAAUUACUUCCAUUCGAAUGAUAUAGAAUAUCCAUAGUUCCGUUAAUAAAACGUAUAAAUUCAGUCAAUAUAAUGCCAGUUUGGCCACAAAGUUUAAGAUUGUUGCUAGUUAAGUCACGCUGUUCCGAUGAGUUUAUCUGAAAAAUAAUGUAUGUUAGGACCAAUUUUUGUAGCUAAAUAUAUGGCAAAUUUUGAAAUAUAGAAAUGGUUAAAUGGUUCUGAUAUAAUAACUGAUAUUUGCAUUUUUUGAGAUUGUCAACGUCCGAUUGUUUUACUGCAUAUAUUUCAACAGUAUCCUUCAUAUCAUCUGACCUAAACGUAUAUUCAUCGUCAAUUUGGCCAGUUAUGAUCACAUUGUAGAAACCAGUUGUCGUACACCAAUUAAACAAGGCGGUAAUGUCAUCAUAUACAAGAGGUAAACCAUUUUUCGAUUUGUAAACAAAUAAAAUCGGAAUAAAAGAUAUUUUAUCCAAUGUGGUGUUAACCGCAUUCAAAAUAGGAUCGUGUACACCACUGUAGACAACCACCGCUAAAUUGUAUGAAUUGAUAAUUUUAUAAAGUGGGCCUGUUUCACUCCCUGCCAUAAUCAUUGAACGUCCAGUGAACUCCAUUAUACGUUGUUGGAGAGAUGGAGAAAUUAUAGAUGUUAUAUCCUCGAAGUAUUUCGCAAAUAACACAAUAUUCUUAAAGUGAAAAAGGCUGUCAUACUUUGAAAUUAUUCCAAGAAUGUUCUCAUAUUCCGUACUAGUUUCAAAAACAGGUUUUUAAAAACUAUGGCUUCCAUUUAUUGUAGCCAGAAUACAGCAGCUGCAGAGAAAGAAGCGAACGCUCUGCAUGCUUGCACUUUUUCAACUGUAGUCCACAUCAUUGAGGACCUGCAAUCUGUGUUUGUAUUGCAAUUAUAAUAAGACAAAAGGUUAUAGUUGAGUGGCUUGACUGUGAGUUACCCUCGACUCAUUUUUCAUCAAAAUUAAAACUGUACGGUAUUAUCAUUUAAAUAUUGCAAAUUAAUAUACCGAACAAUUUGUAUAUAUACUAACAUAUAUAUUUGGUAUAUUGAAAUAUUCCGACAUUCAAAAAAUAUGAUAAAGAAGAAAAUAUACAAAAUUGUCAAUCGAAGUAAUUAAGAGUCAAGAGUAGUAGCUAUUUUUUGUCAUAUCAAAUUAUUAUAUAAUAACGUUUGAGAUUUUUAUUGCAACUAAGUUUUCCGGACUCACAAGGCUUUAUUUUUGUAUGGUCUUUAGCUUUGAAACAUCGAGGCACGGAAGUAGGUAGCAAAAAUCUAAAACAAGCUUGAUCUGCAUACUUUAAAGCAAGGGCUGCCAAAAAUUAUAACUCUGUCUCUCUUAUCGUCUCUAUGAUCUAGGUGAUUAUAGGUACAGACUGCUAUUAACGCUGGUAAAGAAUAUAUAUCCUUUAUGGGGCGGAGAAGGCUCAUUUUGCUAGUUAUUUACAAUUCCUGUUGGGACCUUUUGAGUAACGGUUAAGGUCUUACCUAAUCAGCACAACAAAAUGUACCAAGUCUUAUUGGAAAUUCCUCCUCCUUUAACAAUUUUGUUUAUUAUGUUUAUGUUUAUUUUAAAUAUUUUAAUUGCCAUAAAAAAAAAAUUAAAUUAACACAUAUUUGCUCGGGACAUGUAAUAAAUUGUAAUAAAUUCGCUUAUUUGCAAU
Molecule: messenger RNA, 4895 nt
Organism: Drosophila nasuta
Lineage: Eukaryota; Metazoa; Arthropoda; Insecta; Diptera; Drosophilidae
Product: putative peptidoglycan muropeptide transporter SLC46
Exons: 10
Coding region: 428-2023 (531 amino acids)
Biological process (GO): transmembrane transport
Cellular component (GO): membrane
Molecular function (GO): transmembrane transporter activity
Source: RefSeq, a predicted model, not a curated record